AUGGGACUUGGCGGUGUGUUGUCUCAACGGAAUGGUGAUCAAGAGAUUGUGAUAGCGUACUUCAGCAAGUCGUUGUCAAAGCCGGAAAGCAACUAUUGUGUCACAAGACGGGAAUUGCUUGCUGUGGUAAAGUUCUUGCAGCAUUUUAGCAAAUAUCUCCUAGGGCGGAAAUUCUACUUACGAACUGACCAUGCUGCACUAAAAUGGCUAUUGCAAUUCAAAAAUCCGGAAGGACAAGUUGCGAGAUGGAUUGAAAUACUACAGGAAUACGACUUUGUGAUCGAACAUCGCAGCGGGAAAUCUCAUGGCAAUGCAGAUGCAUUAUCAAGAAGACCUUGCCCUGAAGAUUGCAAGCAUUGUACUAGGCAAGAGGGUAAAGAAGUGGUAUCCGCGAGGAUAUUCAGGACAGACCAGCUCAGCAAUGAAUGGAAGGACAGCCUACAACAUGCACAGCAGGAAGAUCCGGACAUUAAGCCGAUUCUGGAAUGGAUGAAGGCCAGUGCUCCUAAGCCCAAGUGGAGCGACGUCUCAGCAAUGAGUUCGACCACGAAAAGCUAUUGGGCCCAAUGA
Messenger RNA from Parnassius mnemosyne (clouded apollo), 570 nucleotides. Lineage: Eukaryota; Metazoa; Arthropoda; Insecta; Lepidoptera; Papilionidae. The record is from the annotation of a GenBank genome assembly.